Molecule: messenger RNA, 585 nt
Organism: Naumovozyma dairenensis CBS 421
Lineage: Eukaryota; Fungi; Ascomycota; Saccharomycetes; Saccharomycetales; Saccharomycetaceae
Gene: APS3
Product: Aps3p
Exons: 2
Coding region: 1-585 (194 amino acids)
Biological process (GO): intracellular protein transport; vesicle-mediated transport
Cellular component (GO): membrane coat; intracellular membrane-bounded organelle
Source: RefSeq, a predicted model, not a curated record
AUGAUCCAUGCUGUAUUAAUAUUUAAUAAAAAACGUCAACCUAGAUUGAUUCGAUUUUAUUCUCCAGUGGACCUCCCUAAACAGAAAUUGCUAUUAGAACAAGUGUAUGAUUUAGUCUCGCAAAGGAAUAACGAUUUCCAAAGUUCAUUCUUAGUUACACCUCCUUCUCUAUACACGAAUAGCUCGUCUUCAUCAUCAUCCAAAGAUAGAAAUUUCAUUGAUGAAGAUAUUCAAAUAAUCUACAAGAAUUACGCUACACUAUAUUUUACAUUUAUUGUUGAUGAUCAGGAAUCAGAACUAGCCAUCUUAGAUUUAAUACAAACAUUUGUCGAGGCUCUUGAUCGAUGCUUUACAGAAGUUAAUGAACUAGAUUUGAUUUUUAAUUGGCAAACAUUACAAAGUGUACUAGAGGAAAUUAUACAAGGUGGUAUGGUCAUUGAAACCAAUGUUAAUAAGAUUGUCAGUGCUGUGGACCAGUUGAAUAAAGCGUCCGAGUCAAGCGAUAGUAAGAUAACAUCAAGUUUCACAAGUGCUCUUCAGGCAUUUGCACAAGGUGGAUUUGCCCAAUGGGCAUCAGGCCAGUAA